AUGUCAAAGCCUCUGGUUCCUAGGAUCUAUCUCGAUGAUGAGUGGCAGAAGGUGGUCUACGAGAAUCUCCCGCUUGUGUGCUUCGAAUGCAGCUUAAUUGGGCACACCGGCGAGUCUUGUCCGACGGUCCACCGGGACCCUCUGGCCGGAAUUCUCGCCAUUGCCGACGGUCAGUCACCGAAACCUGUGAUGGAGAUCCCGCCGGAGCCGCAAGCAGGAUUUGGGCCGUGGAUGUUGGUCACCAAAAAGAGAAAGCGAGGGAUCGAUCCCUUCUGCAAACCCAAGAAUCUCUCCUCGCAACGGCCAACUUCUCUCGACAACAAAGGAAACUCGGCUUCCAGGAAAGGGAACGAUGAAAGUGCGAAGGGCAAAGGGAAAGUGGGAAUUGAAGAGGCUGAUAAGGCGAAAGGACUUCUGGGCCCGGGCCCAGGAACGAGAUCGGCGGCCAAGGGUAAAAGAACAAGUGAGGCAGGUCCUUGGGCCUCCACCUCCUCUGACCCGCCGCGAGGGCCAGAUCAGCACAAUAAAGGCCCGAUGCUCGUAUCCAUCAGGGAAGCCACUCAAGUCCAGUUCUCGGUUGCUGCCAGCCCACCUCUCUCACUUCCAAUCCAGUCCGUGAAAGGAGCUAAUGGAACUGAUAUGCAA
Molecule: messenger RNA, 645 nt
Organism: Linum tenue
Lineage: Eukaryota; Viridiplantae; Streptophyta; Magnoliopsida; Malpighiales; Linaceae
Source: the annotation of a GenBank genome assembly